AUGGCCACCACCACCACCGCUCCCCGCCUUGUCGUCUGCGGCGGCAACGGCUUUCUUGGCUCCCGUAUCUGCAAAUCCGCCGUCUCUCGUGGCUGGACCGUAACGUCCAUCAGCCGCUCAGGCACCCCCGACUGGAUACUCGCCACGGGCACCCCUACACCACCCGAAUGGGCCGCUAAGGUCACCUGGGCCAAGGGCAACAUCCUCAUCCCGUCCAGCUACCGCCAGCACCUCGUCGGCGCGACCGCCGUCGUUCACAGCAUGGGCAUCCUGCUCGAGGCCGACUACAAGGGCGUUAUCAGUGGGAAGGAGUCGCCGAUCACGGGGUUGCGCAAGGCGUUUGAUCCCUCAGUUGGCAGGGCGCAUAACCUACGUGAGGAGGGCGAUAGCGCGCAGUUGAGUUAUGAGACGAUGAAUCGGGAUUCUGCAAUCACACUCGCCGAAGAAGCGCUCUCCGCAACCAACACCGUUAAAACCCUCCUCUACGUCUCUGCCGCCGCGGGCUCCUUCGCCCUCCCCUCGCGCUACAUCUCGACCAAGCGCGAAGCCGAAGCGGGCAUCCAGAAGCUGUCGGAGAACGGCCAGAAGUUCCGUCCCUUGUUUUUGCGGCCCGGGUUUUUGUAUGACUCGUCCCGGACGGUGACGAUGCCGCUGGCGGGGCUGAUGGGCGUGACGUCGGCGGUGGAUGGGCUCGUGGGCGGACGGCUGAAGGGGAUGUUGGGCGCGGCUGCGUAUAAGCCGUUGAGGGUGGAUGUAGUGGCGGAUGCGGCGGUGGAGGCGAUUGCGGAGGAGGGUGUGAGUGGGGUGGUGGAUGUGGGUGAGAUUGAGAGGUUGAGUGGGAAGGUGUGGAGGGCGGGGAUGUUGUAG
Molecule: messenger RNA, 867 nt
Organism: Morchella importuna
Lineage: Eukaryota; Fungi; Ascomycota; Pezizomycetes; Pezizales; Morchellaceae
Exons: 3
Coding region: 1-867 (288 amino acids)
Cellular component (GO): mitochondrion
Molecular function (GO): protein-containing complex binding
Source: RefSeq, a predicted model, not a curated record